UUUUUUUUUUUUUUAAAAAAAACACACACACACACACUCUCUCUCUCUCUUGUAUAUAUUAUACACACUCACAUAUCAUUUAUAUUUAUAUACACGCAUAGUAUUUGUAUUUAGAAAAUGAAGUUCUCCAUUGCUGCUAUUUCCGCUCUUAUCCUUUCGUCUGCUAUUUCUUUCACAACAGCAGAUUCUUAUUCGGAUGCUAUUAAGGCAUGGUGUGGUCUUAAAGUGACUGCUCCUACUGCUUCAACUGUUGUUGUUGCUGGCCAAAAGACAAAGAUUACAGUUACUAGAAAAGCUAGUGAUAAACACACAAAAACAAUUACUGGUCUCGAUUUAUACUCUGUCUCAAGCACUGGUAAAGCUAGUUAUGUUCAAAAUGUCUGGAAGGGAAGUUAUGCCUUAAAGAAAUCUGCUAGUAUUACUGACACUGUCCCAAAAAAUAUUCCUGCUGGUCUCUAUUAUUACCGUGUUUGGAUUACUAACAUGAUUGACGGUCAACAUGGUCCAGACUGUCUCGAAACUUCCCACACCUUUAAGGUUACUACAAGCUCUCAUACAAAUGCUGCUGGUGAAACUGAAUAUGCUGAAUAUCUUCAUGAUGAUAGUAUCUAUCCUGAAAAUCAUUAUAAUGGUUGCUUCGGUCUUAACGUUGACUAUCCUUCAGCUGGUAGCACUUUCAAUACAAAUGAACAUGUUCUUAUUCAACUUAAUCGUGAUAGUGCUUCUCAAACUGGUGAAGUAACCAAGGUUGAACUUUAUAAGGGUGACAAAUUAGUUAAUACUGUUUGGCAAGGUUCUGAAUUAUUCCAAAGCUCUUUCAAUUUGAAAGAUCAUUUAGCAUUGAAUAAUGUUGACCCUAAUGCUGAAUAUCAUUACAAGAUUUAUACUACUAGUACUACUGGUGAUAAUACUUGUACUUUCAAAUCUAACAGUUUCAAGAUUCAACAAUCUUAGAUUAUAUGUGUAUUUGUGUAAACUUAUACUGUAUAAAAAGAAAAAAGAAAAAAAAAUAACUCAAUAAAAGCUGUUAUCAUAUCCCCCACACACACACACACUCACUCACACUCACCUCUUUUCCCUUCCUCUUUUUUUUUUAUUAUUAUUAUUAUUAAAAUUAAAAUGAUUUUUCAUAUCUUUCUUGGGCAAGACGCCAUUGUCUAUCUUUUCUAGUUUCAUUAUGAAUGAUGGCAUGUUGUUGAGAACCUAGACCUGAUCUAUCAAGUUGACUUGUGGGCAUUAAAGGCUCCAAGAUACCACUUUGGUUUUUACCAAGUCUUUGACCUUCUUGCCAACCUAAUUUUUGUA
This is a messenger RNA of Cokeromyces recurvatus, 1305 nucleotides long. RefSeq lists its product as uncharacterized. Bases 118 to 954 code for a protein of 278 amino acids. Lineage: Eukaryota; Fungi; Mucoromycota; Mucoromycetes; Mucorales; Mucoraceae. The transcript is spliced from 5 exons. The record is from RefSeq and is a predicted model, not a curated record.